Molecule: messenger RNA, 2191 nt
Organism: Pantherophis guttatus
Lineage: Eukaryota; Metazoa; Chordata; Lepidosauria; Squamata; Colubridae
Gene: CHP1
Product: calcineurin like EF-hand protein 1
Molecular function (GO): calcium ion binding
Source: RefSeq, a predicted model, not a curated record
GGCGUCGCGCGUUCCUGUCAGUUGCAUCGCCGGGAGCUCGCGCGACGUCCGCGCAGCUGAUUGGUUCCGGCGCCGGCUCUAGGCCAAGCGACUGGAGCUUUCCUUUUGACGGUUCGCGAAGCGGCUGCGAUGGGCUCUCGGGCGUCUACGCUUCUUAGGGACGAGGAGAUCGAGGAGAUCAAGAAGGAGACGGGCUUUUCUCAUAGUCAGAUUACUCGUCUAUACAGUCGGUUUACUAGCCUGGACAAAGGAGAGAAUGGUACCCUAAGCCGUGAAGACUUUCAACGCAUUCCAGAACUUGCUAUUAACCCAUUGGGGGAUAGGAUUAUCAAUGCCUUUUUUCCAGAAGGAGAAGAUCAGGUGAAUUUCCGUGGAUUCAUGAGAACUUUGGCCCACUUCCGACCCAUUGAAGAUAAUGAAAAAAGCAAAGACCAGAAUGGGCCAGAACCUCUUAACAGCCGGAGCAACAAAUUGCACUUUGCUUUUCGAUUAUAUGACUUGGAUAAAGAUGAUAAAAUUUCUCGAGAUGAACUGCUUCAGGUCUUGCGGAUGAUGGUUGGUGUAAAUAUCUCUGAUGAACAACUUGGUAGUAUUGCUGAUAGAACAAUCCAGGAGGCUGAUCAAGAUGGUGACAGUGCAAUCUCCUUUGCAGAGUUUGUAAAAGUUUUGGAAAAAGUGGAUGUAGAACAAAAAAUGAGUAUCCGAUUUCUUCACUGAUGAAACAAAGGCAGUUUGUGUUAUCCUAAUAUUUAAAAAAUACAGCUUAUUUUAUUCACUUUACUCCUGAAUGUUGCUAUUGGUUUAUGUGAGGUAUGUCUCCAAACUUUUCCUAGUUUGUCCAUCAAUAAGAACAUUCCUUCUGCAUCAGAACAAAGGAACGUGGCUGCAGUGCAGCUUGGAAAUUAAGCAGUGACAUGGCCUCUUCCUCAGCUCUUGAAUGAUUUCCUGACCAUAAAUUGAUUUCUCCUCUUGUACUGUGAUCUGUAACAUUUUACACACUUCUAAUGAGAAAGAGGGCAAAUUCCACUGAAGAGCUGAGAAUCGUUUAAACAAAAACGCCUGGUUUAAUAGUAUUAUAUGUUGUAAUAGCAGCAACUGCCUCUCCCCCCCCACCCUGAUUUCAUUUAAAUAGAUGUUUGUCAGUCUCUUUAAAACUUUCAAAAAGUAAGAAUAACAAGGUCAAUGGCUAGAAGGCUUAUAGCCUUCCAAAUGUGUCAAAUGUUAUUAAUUUGUCCACAGGAAAGUCAGACACCUGCCAAGAGUGUAAUUUGCAAUGUAGUUCACUAGUAUAGACUAUUGAAUAGAAAGCUUUUCUGUUGUUUCUCUCUCUUAACUGCUUUUUGUGAAUGUAUUUAAUCUAAAAUACUCGUGCUUUUUAUUAUUUGUUGUUAAAGCAAUAUUUGCAGUUCAUUUCUACAGUAUAACUGUAAUGAAAGUCAUCUUUGUGCUACUGUCUUUAUUCAUACUGAUUAUGCUGCAUGAGCCUAUUUGAAUUGUUUGGCUUUCCAGCCAAAAAAAUUGUGAAAGCUCAGAAUUGAGAAUUCAGCAAAAACAGUAAUGUUUAUAGGAAAAUCUGUUUGUUUUUUUUUUGCACCUUUAUAGACAUAUUAAAUAACAUAUUUCCAAAAUUUCAGUACAAAAUCAGAGAAUUAAAAUGAAUACAAUACAAUGAACAAAAUAAAUAAAUAAAUUCUCUAGGUAGAUUGCCUUUACUAUAGUAAACUAAUAACAUUAAUUAUCAAAUAAUUUGAAUAAAAAAAGUUAUAUAAUUUUUACAGUGUUUGCGAAAUUCUAAUAAGAAGCACUGUUCAAAGGUUCCUGUCUCCUAUAAUGUCAAAUGCAUUUGUAUUUAAUUUACCUAAAUCUUCUAUAAUUCAAUUAUCUUUCUGAAAUACUAUUUUACUUCUUAUGUUGCAAAGAGAAAUUAAUGAUUUUGCAGAUCAAUAAUUUUAGUAAGGGAAACAUCCAGGGAACAAUAACAACAAUUUCUCUCAAAUAAAGUAUCUUGAUUCAUAUAACACAAACAUUUUAUAAAGAAAAGAAUAUAAUACCAAGAUAUAAAAUUUGAUGGAUGAAAUGUACAUAUUUUCAAAUAAGCUUUCUUCCUUUGCCUGUGUACUUGUAAUCUAAUGUUGUUCCUUGUAAAAUCUAUUGUAUCCAUCAACAAUCAAUAAAUAAAACCUUAAAUCUA